GUGCAAGCUUGACCUCGACGGCCACAACGACGACGACGCGCGUUCGCAAGACAUGAGCCCUGGCCCCGAAGCUCGGAACGCGGCACUUGCGAAACUCAGGGAGGGGCUAGCCUCGCCCGAUGGCGCCCUCGACCCCAUCGGCGUCUACGACGACUUCGUGAAAUGGACGACUUCAAACUAUAACGAGAGUGAUGCGAACUCGGGCCUGAAGGAGAUUCUGGCGGAGGCGACAGAAAAGUUCAAGAACGAUGAUAUCGCGAAGGUCGACAUGCGAUAUGUCAAGUUUUGGAGAAGUUAUGCGAGGCUGCAGUCCAGAGCCGAAGCGAUUACGACGUACGAGAGGAUGAUGUCGCACGGGGUAGGGACCGUGUUCUCCCCUGUAUAUCAAGAGGCGGCAGUGCUGUACGAGCAGGACGGAAGACUUGAUGACGCAGAGACUCUGUACCGUAAAGGCAUCAAGCGCCAGGCGAGACCGCUAGACUGGCUCAGGACUCAGUACAAGGAGUUCCGAAGACGUACUGGCCGAUCAGCACGAAAAUCAUCCUCCUCGACCGCGCCUUCCUCAUCCUCAGCCCCUCCUCCUAGAGCACCUGCACCCGCACCCGCAUCGGCCUCUUCAUCCUCCAGUACUGUCGCCGUACGAUCGACCGCCGCGCAACGCUAUGCAGUCAUGCUCGAGCCAAAUCCGCCUGGCAAGCGUCCAGAGAAAUUCAUGUUCAAUUUUGCCCUACUUUGGACCGAUGACGGAGGCGAGUUCAACAUCGCGGAAGCUCGCGCCCGAUCCAUGGGCCUGCUCGACAAGAGAUGGAACCCGCCACCCGCGUCGGAAAGCCGGCUCGCGCCAGGCAACAUGCCCUCCACCUCCGAGAGCACCGGGAUGCACACUACGCGCACGCUCAAGCGGAAGAGCAUCAUGGGUGGCGGGCCCGAGCCGACGAUGACGAUCAACACGAAGGAGGCGCUCGCGGACGUGUUUGGCAUGUACAACUCGCCCGAGCGGACGAUGCGGCAUGCGCAGGUCGCGGGUGGGAAGCACGCGCCUCUGAUGAAGGUCGAUAUCACUCCGUCAAUACAGUUUGAGAAGAGGAUCGCAGAGCUGCAACCAUUACCCGAAGAGAUACCUCCUUCCUUCCGACCUGGACAAGCUUCAGCGUUCAAACCCUUUGUCGAUGCGCAACCCACCCCUAGAUCCAACUCUCCCGCUGACAAUCAACCCAAACUUGCCGCGCCUUUCCAACCCUUUGUCGAUAACUCUGCGUCCAAAUCAUCAGCCUUCCGGCCUUUCGUGGACAACGAACCUGCCCCACAAAGCCAGAAGAAGCGCAGCAAGCUCAUGCCUUUCGUCGACCCCGAAAACGCGCCCCGCGCCGCGCUCGGCAUCAAGGAUACCUCCACCGACCACAACCCCUUCGCGCCCCAGAAGUCCGUCCUCAAGACCAAGGCUAUCGCCGGCGACGCCGAUGCGUCUACCAAGCCCGACGCGCUCACCAAGUCAUCGGACGCACUCACCAGGUCCUCCGACGCGCUCACGAAGCCCGUCUUCACCCCCGCUGGCGCCAAGCCCGCGCUCGCGCCCCUCCGCGAGGCCUUCACCGACGACCACGGCCUGCCAUCGCAGCAGCGCCCGAAGAUGGGUGGCCCGACGCACGAGCGGGCGAGGUCGUACCAGGAGCAGAGCGCGAGCGAGGACGCGCAGUCGCAGUCGCAGCAGCGCGCGCCGGUGUUCUCGCAGCAGUCGGUGUUCUCGCGGCAGCCGGUGUUCACGCCGAAGGAGAGCGGGGUGGCACCGAGGUCGCGGCUGGUGGAGCAGGCGAAGGCAGAGAAUGCGUUUACGCCGAGGCAGGGGGCGGCAGGGGUGAGGGGGGAGAAUGCUUUCACGCCGAAGAUGGAGAAUGCGUUCACGCCGCGGACGGAGAACGGCUUUGCGCCGAGGGUGGAGAAUGCCUUCACGCCGGCGAGCAAGAGCGAGAACUCCUUUGGGUCGGCGUCCAAGAGCGAGAACGCAUAUACUCCAAGGAGCGAGAAUGCAUUUACCCCGAAGGAGGAGGUUGUCUUCAAGCCGAAGCCUGUUGGGGAGAAACCGAAGGCUGCGUUCAGCAUCUUCCGCGAUCCCGAGCCGGAGGAGGCGCCUCCUGCACCGAAGGUCGUGGAGAUCGAGAGCGAUGAAGAGGAGCAGCAGGAGGUCGAGGAGGAGCAAUCACAGGAACCCGAUCUCAGUAGGCACGCUGAAGAUGAGGUCAACGAGCAUCUGCCGGACGACUACAGCGGGGACUUCGAGUACGACGACAACGAGGAGGAGCUCGCUGUCGACCCUGAUCAAGAGUACUCGACGCCUCCGCCGAGGGAAAUGCCGCUGCCUGAGGACGGGUACAGCGAGUACGACGCCAACCACCAACCGGUGCCGUACAGCCGGUGUGGUCCCGUCACUAUCAUGACGCCCAUUGCCGAGCGCACGCUCGAGUUCACGCGCUCGACCUUCGAUGGGACGCCGUCCAGGAAUCGUCUCGCGCAUGUUCCCGAGGACGACGACGAGGAUUACGACUUCCGCGAGCUCGCGGACGAGGUCAUCGGCGAGGAGGACGAGGGAGAGGAGGAAGACGAGCGCACGCGCGAGGAACAAGAGCAGGAUGAGGAUAUGCAUCACAUCCAAGAGAAGACCGGCACGCUGAGCCUGGCCGACUCGCUCCGCGUCAACUUCCCCAACCCGUGCAAUCCCUUCGAUCCGGAGGUCGUCACCUCCUUGCUCUCCCUCAUCCCGUCGGACGACCAGUUCCACGACCUCGCGGGCGAGCAUGGGCGCAACCUCGACGAGCUGCAGAAAUUCGCCAAGAAGUCGCGGAAGACGAGUGGGAACCCCGGCGGGGCGGGUGUGCUCGAUGUUGGCGCGCGCUUCCCGGUCUGCCUCGCAGGUCAGCGGUUCUCGAUCGUGGAGAAGAUUGGCGAGGGCGCGUUUGGCGCGGUUUUCAAGGCGGAGGAUCGUGGGAUGCGAGGGGACGAUGAGGAUGAGGAUGAGGAUGAAGAUUUGGACAUGGACGACGAUGAAGCAUCAGUGGUUGCUCUCAAGGUCGUGCGGCCACGCAACCUCUGGGAGUACCACGUUCUACGCCGCUUACAUCAGACCCUGCCUGUGCCGCUUCGUCCAUCGAUCGUCCUCCCUCACGCUCUGUUCGCAUACCGCGAUGAAAGCUUCCUUGUGCUGGAGUACGCACCUCACGGCACCCUCUUGUCCGUCGUCAACAAGGCCGCCAACGCCGGCUUCUCACAGCAAGGAGGCAUGCUCGACGAACUUCUGGUCAUCUUCUUCACCACCGAGCUCCUGCGUCUCCUCGAGGGCAUGCACCGCGCGGGCUUCAUCCAUGGGGAUCUCAAGAUUGACAACGUCCUCGUGCGCAUGGAGGACGUGCCCGGCGGCGCGUCGAAGUGGGAUGGCGCGUACUCGCCUUCCGGCGCAGGCGGCUGGGCGUGCAAGGGUAUCAAGCUUGCGGACUUCGGGCGCGCGGUCGAUACGCGGCUCUUCCCGCGAAGCCAGCGCUUCCUCGCGGACUGGGAGGUCAAGGAGUGCGACUGCCCAGAGAUCCGCGAAGGGCGUCCGUGGACGUACGAGACGGACUACUUCGGGCUGGCGGGCAUCGCGUAUUGCAUGCUGUUCGGCAAGUACAUCUCGCCCGACGCGGUGACUACGGCGGAGGUGGAUGGCGAGGAAAGGCGGCGGAUCGCGACGCCGCUGAAGCGAUACUGGCAGGGCGAGAUGUGGAACCAGCUCUUCGACGUGCUGCUCAAUCCGCGCAUGGUCCGCGAGGAUGGGGAGCUGCCGCUGUGCGACGAAAUUGGUGCCAUCCGCGAGGAGAUGGAAGAGUGGUUGCAGCGUAAUUGCAACCGCGCGGGGAACACAUUGAAGGGCUUGUUGAAGAAGGUGGAGUUGGCCUGUUUGCGAUAGCGCGUUAUAUACACUAUGUACUGGUAGACUGUGUUUCUGACGAGGGUUAUGGCUACGUUACUUUAUGACACAUUUCAUGCGAUUGUUGACGACGUCGGAAGACUGAGCUAACCGAUCUCAGCUGAUUGCAUUAUUGCAUUAGUUAUGGUACAUGAAUCUGGGUAACAACACAGAUCUUAGUUUGGCCGUGCGGCCGGUGGCUGUCUCGUCGUUAGCCAUCCAUCCUCGUCUAGAUCCUCUCUGUUAAAUGUGGCAACAUUUACUGCACUCUUUUCCUGCCCUUGAUCCAGGACUCCCCAG
This is a messenger RNA of Schizophyllum commune H4-8, 4237 nucleotides long. RefSeq lists its product as uncharacterized. Bases 53 to 3937 code for a protein of 1294 amino acids. Lineage: Eukaryota; Fungi; Basidiomycota; Agaricomycetes; Agaricales; Schizophyllaceae. The transcript is spliced from 8 exons. Gene Ontology annotation, biological process: mitotic spindle assembly checkpoint signaling; protein phosphorylation; meiotic sister chromatid cohesion, centromeric. Gene Ontology annotation, molecular function: protein kinase activity; ATP binding. The record is from RefSeq and is a predicted model, not a curated record.